Molecule: messenger RNA, 1291 nt
Organism: Diachasmimorpha longicaudata
Lineage: Eukaryota; Metazoa; Arthropoda; Insecta; Hymenoptera; Braconidae
Product: sn-1-specific diacylglycerol lipase ABHD11-like
Exons: 5
Coding region: 269-1180 (303 amino acids)
Cellular component (GO): mitochondrion
Molecular function (GO): carboxylic ester hydrolase activity
Source: RefSeq, a predicted model, not a curated record
UUGCUGGGCGAUAUCUGGAGAUCGGCUGAGUGAAAAUAAAAUAUUUCGAUAUCAUUUUGAAGGCUUUCCUUUGCGUUCAGAAUGAGUACUGAGUCAUCGAAAUUGGAUCGUUGGAACCGGAGAUAUUCGGGCUUCAGUGGAGUUAUCAAAUCACGAAUUAUCGAAUAUCUCGAGAGAAAUCAGCCUGCGCUUCCUCACGUCCAGCGGUAUCUAAUCGCAGUUAUGAUUAAACAUCGUGACACAGUCAAUUGAUUCGGAAAUAAUUACGAUGACUGGAAACAUUAUUCUGCCUUCCAGACUGAUGGGCCGUAGGCUCAUCAGCACCACUGCGCUAAGGAAUACCCCGGUCAAGCUGGCAUACACCACUUAUGAUCAAGAGACUUCACAGGAUAAAUCCGCAAAACCUCCAGUUGUGGUGAUGCACGGGCUCUUCGGCUCUCGAAAUAACUGGAACUCAUUAUCAAAAGCCCUGAACCAACAGACAAGCCGCCGAAUAAUUGCCAUAGAUGCCCGGAAUCACGGGGAGUCACCCCAUACCUCGGAGAUGACGUACCAAGACAUGGCAUGGGAUAUUCAGCAUCUACUGGAAAAACUCAACAUCAAGGAAACCAUUCUCAUGGGACACAGUAUGGGAGGGGCUGCUGUCAUGCUGACAGCACUAACCUACCCCUAUUUAGUCGAUAAAUUGGUCGUUGUUGAUAUGUCUCCUGUCAAAACGAGUCCGAGUCUCCAGGAGAUGUCGGUUAUCAUGGCUGCCAUGAGUUCCAUUGACUUCAAGGGACUUCAGAGUCUUUCUCAGGCAAGACAACACACAGAUAAAUUCCUCUCCACAACGAUUCACUCGCCCACCCUUCGACAGUUCCUCAUAACGAACGUAAUGGAGGAUCCGCCAGGAAAUUUUAGAUGGCGAGUAAAUCUUCCAGUGCUGGUGGAAAAUUUUUCCACGCACAUCGCACAAUUUCCCACGAUAGUCCCUCGAUUAGGUGGCAAAACGUUCACAAAACCGACUCUAUUCAUCGCGGGAGGGAAAAGCGAUUAUAUAAAGAGAGAAGAUCAUCCUGGAAUAAAAAAACUAUUCCCCAAUGCUGAAUUUGUUUACAUUGAGGAUGCUGCCCACUGGUUGCACGCUGAAAAACCGGCCGAGUUUCUCAAAAUAUCUUCGGAUUUUAUCAACUCUUAAUUAAGGGGUGGUACAGUUCUAGCGAAUUAACAAAUAACGAGAAUUAUAUUGUAUCUGUAUGAAAACGUUGUUGGAGAUAUUUUUUAUAGAAAAAAUUGUGAGAAAAAUUGA